AACUAACUGGUUUCUCAUUGUAAUGAGUUAGUUACUCAUUGUAACUCAUGAGUAAGUUACUCAUUACGAUCAGAGUGUCGAAAAACGGCUCCCUAUGGGUCAUAGUUUAUUUACCUCCUAGAGGUAGCUUCCUGAAUAAGGAAUAAGGGUCUUUUAUACAUGCACACAUGCAAUGGACUAGUUACUCAUUACAAUGAGAAACUUACUCAUUACAAUGAGAAACCACUUGUUUGUUUGUUUUUUCUCAAUGUCCCUUUAGGGGCUCCGUAGUAGUUAUAGCAUAUAGCAAUCUUUUAUAUUUAUUUUUCAAAUAAAAAAUAGUCAGACACUUUGCAAUGCUCAAGAUUCCUUUGGCAUUAUUAUUUCAAUUUUUGAUUUGAAAAAUUAUUUGACAUCUGGUAGCAUUCAUCUCUUUUGAUUUUUAUUUUAAUUCAUCCAUUUUCUAAAUUGCUUAUCCAUUUUGAGCACUGCUUAUCCUGUUCAGGCCUUUCCAAUUUGACUUUGGGUGAAAGGCAGACAAUAUAGUAUUAUAAUUAUACCUCCUAACAUUUUUUUCCAAUUUGGGGAUUUUUUUUUAAGUUAAAAAAAAAGAAAAAAAGAAUCUAACAAACGAAGUCUCGCGCUUUAGAAAUGUUCUAUAGAAAAUUGUUAGCAGGGCCAAUAGUUCCUAAGGGGAAAGCUGGUCUAAAAUUGAAAACCUUUUACACAAAAUAAACAUGUUCCACUAAAGAUUAACUAAACAGUACUUGUUACGCUAAAUCAUGCUCUGUUUGUUUCUUCGUUUGCUUGUUUGUUUUCCUUGAGCUGACUGAGCACAUUUUCAACAAUCGUGCCAACUGUGGCUUGGAAUGAAACGUGCGCAGGUCUUUGGCGCCCUCGCGUGGAAGCUUUUGAAAACGUCGCUCCCCAAACUGCUGUCUAUGAAUAAUCCUCAACAUCACCGCGGCAAACUGUGUCGCGUAGUCUACAGCGAGAGGCUUCAUGCUGCAAGCCCCGAUUCCCACUCCCACUCGGGGUGGAGCUUCAACUUUGAUCCCACUUUUUGUGUGUGUGCAAGUACCACAAACUUCAUCCUGCAAUGCUGAGUUAGUUUUUCAGUCAGCAGUGUGUACUGUACCGGGUUGGAAGGGGGCGGGCGGUGGGGGGGAGAAGAUGAUGCUGAGCGUGUUGAAGUUUACUUGCGCGAUCGUGACCAGGGCGCUCUUUCUCUUCGUGUCGCUGGCGGGCGUGUGGCGGGUGACAUGGGUGAAGGGGGACAACAUCUUCUGGCUGCUCACGCUGCUCUUCGUGCCGCUCCUGCUAGAGAUGAUCGUCACGCUGAAAAAGAGGAAAGGACAAGAUUACAAAUGGUUUUCCCCUCCAAUCUUUCUCUUUCUCAUCAGUAUCAUUCCCUCCAUUUGGAUUCUGGAGCUGCACUACCAGCAGGACAAAGCCAGCGACCCUCAGUGCAAAAAGCUUGACUCAUGGGAGAACGUGAAGCAAGUGAUCACACUGAACGAGACCACAGGGACAAACCUCACGUACCAGAACUACCUGGAGAAUAUCAACCAGGCGUUGUGCUCCAACGAGUGGAUCCUCGCUCUUCAUCAGAUCCUGCUCAUCCUCCUCAUUGUGGGAAAGUGGCUCCUGCCCCUGGGGGGCGGCGUCACCAGAGAUGAGCUCUCUCAGCUGCUUCUGAUCUUCGUCGGCACGGCAGCGGACAUCCUCGAAUUCACGAGUGAGACGCUAUCAGAUGUCAAAGAGAACAGUCCUCAGUUGGUCUAUAUCAUCUUAGCUGUAUGGACAUGGAGCAUGUUGCAAUUCCCUCUACAUUUGGCUGUGGUGAACUCCAAGUCGGACCCUGUUGCCGACCAGGAUGUUCGUGAGGUUUCCCUGCUGACCAAACACAGCACAGACAUUUGGGGUAUCGUGGAGGCUUUGUUUAUCCAGGACGGGCCCUUCCUGAUGGUGCGGCUCACUGUCAUGACCUACUUCGACGUCUUCCACCAGAUGCUGGUCUUCUUUGCCAUCAAGAACUUCCUGGUUGUCAUUUUGAACGUGUACAGGUUGGCCGUCAUAUGCCAGGACUUCAGACCGUCCCGGAAUGGCAGUGGCAGCAUCCCAUAAUUAAAAAGGGAAACCCUGAGUCAUCCUGUAUUGAUUGGACGAUAAUACGCCUGUGUUGUCUUCGUGCAUCUUGCAAAGUCCAUUUAUCGGGAAAAGUAUGGUUUUCUAUCAUGUUCUUACACUUGAUAUCAUGUUUAGUGUCCAUGCUUGAUGCUGCUAACCUCAAAUUACUGGACUGAUAUAACCGCAGUAAAGAUAACUCUGAAGAUAUCUGGAAAUUUCUGGGCAGUUUUGAAAGUGUGCCAGAGCAAUAAAAUAAUCCAUCCAUCCAUUUUCUGAACCGCUCAUCCUGACUAGGGUGGCGAGAGUGCUGGAGCCAAUCCCAGCUGACAUCGGGCACGAGGGGGGGGGUCACCCUGAACUGGUUGCCAGCCAAUCGCAGGGCACAUGGAGACAGACAACAGUCGCACUCACAAUUGCAAAGAAGGGACGAUUUAAAGACUCCAAUUCAUGCAUGUUUUUUUUAUAUGGGGGUAAACCAGAAUGCCCACGCAGGCGGGGCGGGAUUUGAGAUCCGGUCCUCAGCGCCGUGAGGCCAACAUGCUACAGAUGCUCCACUGUGCUGCCCGUAGUAAAAUAAAUAAAUAAAAAUCUAUGUGCCCUGCGAUUGGCUGGCAACCAGUUCAGGGUGUACCCCACCUCCUGCCCGUUGUCAGAUGGGAUUGGCUCCAGUGACCCUCGUGAGGAUAAGCGGUAAAAGAAAAUGGAUGGAUGGAUGUAUUAAGCACUGAUAAUAAUGAAAUCAAACUCCGAGAAGAUACUUCUCCCUCACUUAGCUUCGAACAUACACCCUUGUGUUUGUUGAUAUUGUCCACGUUUAGUUGUCCGUGCGGGCUUCUGCGAGCCUUAAUCCAUCGUAGACCCUUCGUCAACUGUGUUUUAGGCUUUGGAAAAUGAAUCAACCGGGCCCCUUGUAACCUAGCAGGAUAUCUUUCAUCAGAAUUGCACCUUCCCCAAGCGCAUCUGAGGACCAUUUUCUUUAUAACGUUAACUUUUCCAAGCGCACGCUACUGACAACCAGCAUUGCUUGUGGGACAAUAUGGCGAGAGGGCCGUGUCAAGCCAGGGGUUAAGACAACGCGGCUAUCUGAUUGGCUAUUAUUGCAUGAGUUGAUCGACAGGUCGGAAUGGUCCAUUGUUGUAGUUCGAGCAUGGGAAACUGUGAAGUGCUGACGGAAUCGGGAGAUCGACAGGAGCAUUUGAACUCAACCAGGAAGGUGAAACAGAAUGUGCCCAACUGUAAACACUGGGUAAUUAUUUGAGUUACCGCUGACUCAGACUGUUCAUUCUUGUUCGUUUAAGUAGUUACAUGCUUAAAGGAUUGUUGUGAUUUUUUUAAGCUGCUAUAAUCAGAAUCAUCUUUAUUUUGCCAUGUAUGUCAAAAAGACUAUAAAUAUCCCAUGACAGUGUCCCACAGGGAAUAACGUACUGUAAAAUAUAUUUGUUAAAAGGCAAAAGAAGUAUCAAGCGCUUUAAUCAGUUUGUGUAUUCCUUACCCCUUAAAAACACAAGGAUAAAUUGUUGGGGGUUUUUGUAUGUUUGUCACUUUGAAUAAGCCUAAAAAAGAAUCUGUACCAUUGUCCUGAUUUGCGUAUGACUUCUCACAUUAAAGAGAAAAAUAGUAUAACACAA
Messenger RNA from Syngnathoides biaculeatus (alligator pipefish), 3737 nucleotides. RefSeq names its product transmembrane protein 26-like. Lineage: Eukaryota; Metazoa; Chordata; Actinopteri; Syngnathiformes; Syngnathidae. The record is from RefSeq and is a predicted model, not a curated record. The coding region runs from base 982 to 2106 and encodes 374 amino acids. The transcript has 6 exons.